Zasmidium cellare ATCC 36951 is the source of this 1005-nucleotide messenger RNA. RefSeq lists its product as uncharacterized. The transcript is spliced from 2 exons. Bases 1 to 1005 code for a protein of 334 amino acids. Lineage: Eukaryota; Fungi; Ascomycota; Dothideomycetes; Mycosphaerellales; Mycosphaerellaceae. The record is from RefSeq and is a predicted model, not a curated record.
AUGAAACUCGACUCCGCAGUCGUCACACUCCUCAAGCUCGACCCAGAGCAAACAACAGUCUCAGGAGCGGGGGGCGGCGGCAUGUCCUCAGCAUCCACCUCCAAAAUCACAACCACCCUCCCAGACGGCACCCAAACGCACUACUUCAUGAAAACCGGCAAAGGCGCCGCCGCAGAAACCAUGUUCGCCGGCGAACACGCCUCCCUCAACGCCAUCCACGCCGUCGUGCCCACACUCUGUCCCAAAUCCUUCGGGCACGGAAAAUUCUCAGAGAACACAUCGACCUCCUUCCUAGUGACAGACUACCUAGACCUCUCGAGCCGCUUCUCCUCCACCAAAACCUCAGGCAUGAGUUUGGCCCAAAAACUCGCCAAACUCCACACCACCCCCGCCCCGAUCCCCCCAGGCCACACGACCCCCCAAUUCGGCUUCCCAGCCCCAACCUGCUGCGGCGACACGCCCCAAGACAACACCUACACGCCCUCCUGGGCGGACUUCUACGCCAACCGCCGACUCCGUUUCAUCCUGUCACAAUCGAACAAAUUCAACGGCCCGGACAAAGAACUCACCUCCCUAGUCGAAACAACCUGCAACGAAGUAGUCCCCCGCCUAAUAGGCGACGCACACCUCAACAACGGCGCCGGCGUCCUCCCCGUCGUCGUCCACGGCGACCUCUGGUCCGGCAACGCCUCCACCGGCACCCUCCCCUCCAUGACAUCCCCCGAAGCCGUCGUCUACGACAGCAGCGCGUGCUACGCGCAUUCCGAAUUCGAGCUGGGGAUUAUGAAGAUGUUUGGCGGGUUUGGGAGUGGGUUUCUGAGGGAGUAUCAUGCGUUGGUGCCGAAGACGGAGCCCGUGGCGGAGUAUGAGGAUCGCGUGGCGUUGUAUGAGCUGUAUCAUCAUUUGAAUCAUUAUGCGCUUUUUGGGGGCGGGUAUCGCGGUGGGGCGGUGGGCAUUAUGAGGGGGUUGGUUGGGAGGUAUGGGGGGAGGAAGGGUGAGUUGUGA